This is a messenger RNA of Limulus polyphemus (Atlantic horseshoe crab), 688 nucleotides long. RefSeq names its product 60S ribosomal protein L18a-like (gene RpL18A). The transcript is spliced from 5 exons. Gene Ontology annotation, molecular function: structural constituent of ribosome. Lineage: Eukaryota; Metazoa; Arthropoda; Merostomata; Xiphosura; Limulidae. Gene Ontology annotation, cellular component: ribosome; cytosolic large ribosomal subunit. The coding region runs from base 77 to 607 and encodes 176 amino acids. Gene Ontology annotation, biological process: translation. The record is from RefSeq and is a predicted model, not a curated record.
CCUCUUAUUUUUACAGAAAAGUAUUUAGUGUCACGUGACAAGGCUUUAUUUCUUUCUCUGGACUUUAGCGGCCAUCAUGAAGGCGAGGGGGACGCUUAAAGAAUACAAAAUUAUCGGGCGACGGAUCCCAUCAGAAAAGGAUCGGAACCCACCGCUCUACCGGAUGAGAAUUUUUGCACCCGACAAGGUUACAGCCAAGUCUCGAUUUUGGUAUUUCACUAGUAAGCUGAGAAAAUUAAAGAAAAUGAAUGGAGAGAUAGUUGCCGUUUCUGAGGUUUAUGACAAAACUCCAACAAAAGUCAAGAACUUUGGUAUUUGGUUGCGCUAUAACUCACGAAGUGGGAUCCAUAACAUGUACCGGGAAUACAGAGACUUGACUGUUGCCAGUGCUGUCACCCAGUGCUAUAGGGACAUGGGAGCCAGGCAUCGGGCUCAAGCAUGCACUAUCCAGAUUAUCCGUGUUGAGGAACUCCCAGCUUCUAAAUGUAGGAGACCCCACAUGAAACAGUUUCACGACAGCAAAAUAAAAUUUCCACUACCAUCAAGGAUAAAUCGGAAAUUCCACAAACCUCGUUUUACAACUGUUCGACCAGAUGUUAAGUUUUAAAAGCACUUUCUUGAGAACUGUGCUGGAACUAGGAUUGUAAAAGAUGUUAAGACAAAUAAAAGCGUAAUUUGUCAGCCUACA